This is a messenger RNA of Mizuhopecten yessoensis (Yesso scallop), 1617 nucleotides long. Its product is annotated as NADH dehydrogenase [ubiquinone] 1 alpha subcomplex subunit 10, mitochondrial-like. The transcript has 8 exons. The coding region runs from base 132 to 1319 and encodes 395 amino acids. NCBI's taxonomy places the organism in Eukaryota, Metazoa, Mollusca, Bivalvia, Pectinida, Pectinidae. The record is from RefSeq and is a predicted model, not a curated record. Gene Ontology annotation, cellular component: cytoplasm. Gene Ontology annotation, biological process: mitochondrial electron transport, NADH to ubiquinone.
UCAUUUACACAAGUAUAUGUUGGCGCUGUUAAACAUUAUCCGGUGUUGGAGGACACUGGAAACAUGGAAUACUGACGAUACAUUGAAGCGUACCAAGUCUUUUUCGGGGUAUCGCUUGCAGGUUAGACAAAAUGAGGAUCCUUCUUUGGGCUAAUAGGAACAUCGUUCCAUGCCUGAAGCGCACAGCAGGCCCUACCAAUGGCUUAUUCAGAUCGCAUGUACCGGCGGCUGGUCUUACAUCCAUCUCCGACCCGGAGUAUGCCAGUCGGCAACCACAUCGGAUGAAACCAUAUAACUAUGAAAAAAGACCAAUAUUCCAUCCUCAGAUUUUCACAAACAAAACGGUCAACCGAUUAGAUGAAAACUCCAAGCUUAUCAUUAUAGAAGGAAAUAUCGGCAUCGAUAAAGAAACGUUUGCAAAAAAAAUUGCUGAGGAAUUCGGAAUGAAAUUCAUUCCCGAAUUCAAAGAAGAAGAGUGCUUAUUGACAUCACGUGGAUUUGAUAGACGAGAACUGAAUGACAGAGUUUCAGACAAGUUAAAAGUUUGGGAUUUCGAAAUGCUGUAUUCGACCGAGAAUCCAAGAGAUGCCUGUCAUUUCCUGAGAACACAAAUCGAAUUGUACAUUGGGAAAUUUGAAAGAUACAGGGAGGCUGUGAGCCAUAUAUGGAAUACGGGUCAAGGUGUGGUAAUGAUCAGAAGUGUUUUCAGUGAUCUCGUCUUCGCAAAAGCACUGAGAAGGGCAGGAGUAUUGACCCCCAAAGGCUACCAACACUACACCCGUAUAUACUACAACACCCAGGUAGAGCUGAUUAGUCCGCAUCUCUUUCUUUACUUGGAUGCUCCUGUUGAAUACUGUAUGGAACAGAUCAAGAAGAGAGGCCGACCAUGGGAAGUGAAUAGCACCAUCCUGACAGAGAGGUUUCUCCAAGACGUACAAAACAUAUAUCAAGCUGAUGUCUUACCUCAGUUCAAGGACCUGUCUGAGAUGAAAACCUUUGACAUGACUAGUCCACUGGACUACGAGCUGAUCUUUGAAGAUUUGAAUGAAACCAGUUUGGAUGGACCGAAAAUUAAUGAAGACAACAAGUUCAUUGAAUGGGAACCUCCAUUUAAUGUUGACAUGAGUCUCAUUCGUUACAGGUAUGGAAAAAGGUUCAAGAGCCAUUGGGAUGUUAUGUUUGCUGAAAUAGGUGUACCUGCAGAUAUUGACGAGUUAAAUUAUGGUUCAGUUGAUAUGGAAGAAUUGGAGGCUGAAAUUUUACAGCACCCUGGCUACAAGUUCAAGGACUACUACAAUCCCCAAACCCAAACUUGGUAAAAUUAGGGAUUAUUCCAUAUUAACUCAGGUGAAAGGUCGUGUCGUUCAAGGUUGAUAUGUGUGAUGAAAGGUCAGAGUCAAUACUAGAGGUAGAAGCAAGACAAUGGUAUUACCCAAGGUUAAACAAGGCCAAAACCUGAAGUGAACAAUUUUGGAAAAAAAGAUGUGUCACCGACAUGAUAGUACCGUAAUGUAAACAUGUAGAAAUGUACCAAUAUCAACGAUCUUUUUUUUUCAUCAGAGAAAUUUUGUGUGACAUUUGAAAAAGAACUGGUGUGUAAUAAAUUUGUUUACUGAG